AUGUCGAGCUAUACCACACGCGUCGACAGUGUCGCCUCGGACACUAUCAAGCGACACCCGGGAAACGAAGGAUUGAUCUCAGAGCUCGCGACGCUUCUCACGACGUUUCCGCCUCCCUUCAUCCACAUCCAUGACCCCAACACACCGCGUCUCACUGGGGCUUUACUCCGACAUCUACUUGGGGGACUUUCCGACAUCGACGCGUCUACAUUCCCCGCAUCUGAUGGCGCCCCGCGUCUUACGGUGGCUCAUCUCGACGCAAUAGCUUGCUUCGCUCCUCGACUCUUCUUCGACAAUGCACUGAACCAGCUCGCACGGUGGCGACCGACUUGGGAAGAGGGUUGCGAGAACUGGGGAAGCGAUCAGCCACUCAGAUUCAACGACUCAGUCGAUGGCUUUAUACACGGGCUGCAGGCGCUGAGGGACGAUAUGCUCGCGGACGGAGACGUAAUGGCGGCGAAGAAAAUGAAAGGAAAGAAGGGGAAGGGGAAAGAGGUCGAUGUCCAGAGGCCGGACGUCCGUCUCAUACUCGUGAUUGAGCACGCGGAACGCAUCAAGGAUGGCUUAUCCGACCUGCUCAUACCUCUGACUCGACUGGCUGAAAUCUCGCGUGUAGAUGUUGCGACCGUCUUCGUGUCCGAGCUCGAGUGGGAAGGCAUCAAGCCUCAACGAGGCGGAGCCCUGUCUCCAUUCCGGAUCUCUGUCGCGGCACCAGAGAAGCAAACAACACUACAACGCAUGAACGCCACCUUCGCAGCUUUGUCGUCGACCUCGCUUGCGCAUCACCCGAGCCUCACUCAGCUAUACAACCUCUUUGCGUCCGCAAUAUACGACAUAUGCGCCCUGUACACUCGAUCUCCCGACGAACUGGCGUACAUCGCAGCUGCACGGUGGCCCGGGUUCGUCAAACCUGUCCUCGACGCGCACCAAGCAGCCUUGGAGGAGGAUCCUGACGCAGAGCUACAAUCUCCGAGUAUGGAGAGUUGUAUGCGUCUUAUUCGGCACUUUGCUGGAACAUACCGCUCCGCUGUCGACGCGCUGUACCCAAGAACGACGACCGCUGCAGCAUGGGCCGAAGCGCACAUAGCUGACGCCACCGUAUCCCAAGAUGACGAAGACAACUCCGGAUCGCCACCGCGUAGUCCGCGAAAACGCGCAACACGAGGAGAUGACAAAGACGACAAUAACAUUGCACCCGAGGAGAUUGCCGGCGCCACCGCCGUACGCUCACUUCCUACGCUCUCGCGCUACAUCCUGCUCGCUUCCUUCCUCGCGAGUACCAACCCGCCUAAGAGCGACUUGCGCAUGUUUGGCAGCGCGGCGGAGCGACGGAGGAAGCGUAAAGGUGGUGGCGCCGUGCGUCAACGGGCGUCAAGAAACACGAAGACUGCCGUGCCACAAAGAUUGUUGGGACCAACGACAUUCCCACUCGAUCGAAUGAUGGCCAUACUCGGGUUCUUGCUGGACGCGUACGACCUGGACCACCAAAAGCCCGGGCGCGAAUUCUUCAUGGCAGGUAGCUACACGGAGCUUGAGCUCGGACGUGUGCAUGUAUACGGCGCGAUCACGGAACUGUCAACGAUGCAUCUUCUUCAGAGGACGUCUGCACCGGAUAAACUCGACGGACCGCCCACCUUUAAAUGCGGGAUUUCUUAUGGGCUUGCGUUGGAGCUUGCAAGAGGGAUGAAGAUCCCACUGUUGGAACUACUAUGGGACAGUCAACAGUAG
This is a messenger RNA of Peniophora sp. CBMAI 1063, 1728 nucleotides long. The record is from the annotation of a GenBank genome assembly. Lineage: Eukaryota; Fungi; Basidiomycota; Agaricomycetes; Russulales; Peniophoraceae.